Acipenser ruthenus (sterlet) is the source of this 917-nucleotide messenger RNA. Its product is annotated as phospholipase A2 inhibitor NAI-like. The coding region runs from base 85 to 735 and encodes 216 amino acids. The record is from RefSeq and is a predicted model, not a curated record. Lineage: Eukaryota; Metazoa; Chordata; Actinopteri; Acipenseriformes; Acipenseridae. The transcript has 5 exons.
CUUAUGAAAGAUUCUCACCUCUGACAGACUGAAGCCAGGACAGUAGACCUCUUUCUGUAACCCUAGUAAAAGCUGACAAACAUCAUGAAAACUUUCUUUGCAACCAUCAUCUUUGGCAUUCUCCUUGGAAUGGCAUAUACUCUGACCUGCAAUAAAUGCACUGGACAAGUUGCGUGCAAUCCGGUCCCAUCCACAUGCAAUGCUUCCCAAGUGUGUUUAACUGUAUCUGGUAUAUUUGGGACCCCCGGUGUUGUUCAACACCUCUUUAUGAAGAAAUGUGGCCCCAAGCUACCAUACUGCAAUCAACUUGUGAGUGUGGAUAUCGACUUCUUAGAAAUAUCUGCUAACAUUGAAUGCUGUGAGACGGAUCUGUGCAACUCCAAGAAUUAUACUGUUUUGAAGACAGAGAAAGAAAAUGGGGUUCAUUGUCCGGCCUGCCUUGGUCUCCCUGGGGACUGCAGUGACACGCUGCUUACGAAGUGCAGUGGGAGCCAAAACCAGUGCAUCACAGUCUCUAUGUCAUAUUAUGAUGCCACAGGUAAAUAUGUGAAUUUCCUGUUGAAGGGCUGCGCGAGUCAAUCUGCCUGUCAUGAAGAAUCUUUUAUACAGUUUGCUAGGUUUUAUUCAAUCAACUAUAAUAUAACUGCAUCUUGUACCAGUGGAUUCUGUCCCCAUGGAAACAUGUCCAUUCUUUUUGCAUCUGUUAUUCUGGCUUUCAAAGUCGUGUUUAUUUAAGGCAGGGAAUGGUACUGUUGCAGUUUGUGAAAUGUGUGCUGCUUCAUGCCACUCUCUAAACGUCAUGUGGGUUACGACUGUUAAUAAAUCUUAGUAUAGUGUAUCAGUGCCUGUCCCACAAAAAUACAUAUACUCUGUUACUCCUGCUGUGUUAAUACUAAUAAAAGUGAUAAAAGCCUCUG